AGAGACUUUGCCAGUCAUCCCGUCCCCGGAAGCGGAAAUCUAUCCGAGCAAAGACCUGGAGGCCAACAUGAAAGAAGCAGUGGCUAAGCGAAAAGAACCGGAGGACGUGGAGAUGAAAGAGGAGGAGUCGGAAAGCGGCGAGGGAGGGAAGAAGGAGCUGGACAGCGUCACAUUGGAAGAUAUCAAAGAGCAUGUAAAGCAGAUUGAGAGGGCUGUGUCUGGGAAAGAGCCAAGAUUUGUACUUCGGGCUCUAAGAGCUUUACCCUCAACUUCUCGCCGCCUCAAUCCCAAUGUGGUGCACAAGGCAAUUAAUGGCUUCUUCACCUCCAACCCUCCAACCCGUGAUUUUCUGCUCGGCUUCCUGGAAGAGCUGAUGGACACAGAGGGAGACGUGCAGUUUCGGCCACGCACUGGCAAAGCUGCCGCCGCUCCCCUGCUGCCGGAGGUAGAGACGUAUCUCCAGCUGUUACUUGUCAUUCACCUGAUGAACAGCAAGCGCUAUACAGAGGCUCAAAAAGUCUCUGAUGACUUAAUGCAGAAGAUUAGCCCCCAGAACCGCCGUGCACUGGACCUGGUGGUUGCAAAAUGUUACUAUUACCAUUCACGUAUUUACGAGUUCCUCAACAAGCUGGACGCAGUCAGGAGCUUCCUGCAUGCAAGACUGCGCACAGCCACGCUCAGGCACGAUGCCGAUGGGCAAGCAACGCUGCUCAACCUCCUGCUCAGAAAUUACCUUCAGUACAACUUGUACGAUCAGGCUGAAAAAUUAGUGUCCAAGUCUGUGUUCCCUGAGCUGGCAAAUAAUAAUGAGUGGGCUCGCUAUUUGUACUACACAGGGCGCAUUAAAGCCAUUCAGCUGGAGUACACAGGAGCAAGGAGGACUCUGACUAAUGCCCUGAGGAAGGCUCCCCAGCACACUGCUGUGGGCUUCAAACAGACUGUUCACAAGCUUCUGAUUGUGGUGGAGCUGCUACUUGGAGAAAUCCCAGACCGUCUCCAGUUCAGGCAACAUUGUCUCAAGAGGUCACUUAUGCCCUAUUUCCUUCUUACUCAAGCUGUUAGGACUGGAAAUCUGUCCAAAUUUAACCAGGUUCUUGAACAGUUCUGUGAGAAGUUCCAGUCUGAUGGGACAUACACGCUUAUCAUUCGUCUGAGACACAACGUCAUCAAGACAGGAGUACGCAUGAUCAGCCUGUCAUACUCCCGGAUCUCUUUGCCUGACAUUGCUCACAAGCUGCAGCUGGACAGUGCCGAGGAUGCAGAGUUUAUAGUGGCCAAAGCGAUUCGUGACGGCGUUAUUGAGGCCGGCAUUAACCACGAAAAAGGCUACGUCCAAUCAAAGGAGAUGAUUGAUAUUUAUUCCACAAGAGAGCCACAGUUGGCAUUUCACCAGCGCAUUUCAUUCUGCUUGGAUAUACACAACAUGUCUGUAAAGGCUAUGCGAUUUCCCCCAAAGUCCUACAACAAAGACCUGGAGUCUGCAGAGGAACGCAGAGAGAGAGAACAGCAGGACUUAGAAUUUGCUAAGGAAAUGGCAGAAGAUGAUGAUGAUGGAUUUCCAUAACCUCUGUCUCCACUACCGUUUCUUUUUUUAAAAAUUUUGAUGAAUUUUUUGUUUGUUUGUUUUGGUUUCAACAAUACACAUGUGACUUGCCACCCC
Molecule: messenger RNA, 1660 nt
Organism: Xenopus laevis (African clawed frog)
Lineage: Eukaryota; Metazoa; Chordata; Amphibia; Anura; Pipidae
Gene: psmd3.S
Product: proteasome 26S subunit, non-ATPase 3 S homeolog
Biological process (GO): regulation of protein catabolic process; ubiquitin-dependent protein catabolic process
Cellular component (GO): proteasome regulatory particle, lid subcomplex; proteasome complex
Molecular function (GO): enzyme regulator activity
Source: RefSeq, marked provisional